This is a messenger RNA of Cladocopium goreaui, 4974 nucleotides long. Lineage: Eukaryota; Dinophyceae; Suessiales; Symbiodiniaceae. The record is from the annotation of a GenBank genome assembly.
AUGGAGAACGUGGAAACUCAAUUGGCAGACCACUAUGAGUAUGCCGCAUGGCUUUGUGAGAGGUUGGAUAAUAUGACAUGGAUGAGAGAUGCAAUCCAUGCCCUGGGUGAACGAUUGGAUCAGUUGGCAAAUCGCAUUGCAACCAAUGCAGAUGAUACAAGAGAUGCAUUGACUGUUUUGGACGAUGCAACUGACGUUGUGCGCUAUGGGUUGAUGGAGUUUGGAGGAUUUGUGAGGAACCAAAGCCUCACAGGACAACAAAGGACCCAUAUGUUUACUCAGGAAAGGGCAAAUUUUGUCCUAUGGAACAUGCAGAGGAAUCGACCAGAUGACACCGACCCUUUAGAAGAUGCAGAGGAGGAAAAAUUGACAGAUGAUGAGGUCGAACCUUCAUCCACAGAAGGCAAACAGAACUUUGUGGAAGAUGUCGUGGCAGAAGGAACCAAACUCAAUGGGCAGCCUGUGGCAGAGCCUUUGGGUUUGGAGGCUCGGAUCGCCGCUCGUCAAGAUGAUGCAGAGAGCCUGGAGCUGUUGACGACGCUCUUGAAGCGGUCAAUUUGCGGCCUGGAUGAGCAGGGGCGAACCUUGCUGUUCUACGCAGUUCGCGGAAAUCGCGAUGAUGGAGGCCAAGCGCAAGCCUCGGCCGCGGCCGUCGCAAAGAAGCUCCUGGGUGCUGCCACACAGUGGGACGAGGUGCCCAGAUAUUUGGUGACCAGGCACAAUUUUGACGUCAAUUUUCGCGCGAGCGCCUCCGGCAUGACUCCAUUGAUGGAGGCGACGCGUUUUGGACACGUUUUUGGAGUUGAGCUUCUGAUGGAGCUCAGAGCAGAUCCUCAACAAAUGAACGCUAGAGGUCACACAGCGUUGGACGUUGCUCGGUCCAAAGUGUCCGAGUACCUGGACUUCCAGGAGAUGCAAUGCUCGGAGAAUCGUCUCACAGCGGUGGAGGAGUGCAUUGCGCGGGACCGCCAGCGCAUUGCAGACCUGCUGAUCCGGACAAUCACGCCUCUUACUGUAUACUCAACAUCAUGUAGCAAACCUGGCUUUCGAUCACCCAAACGAAAGCCACUGGCUGCGAUCUUCUUCGCGCCGAUGCGUAUCAGCUUAGCAUCCUUUGGGCUGCUGACCCUGACCCUGUUGCCCGUAGGAGAACUACUGCGCUUGCCGCAGCAGGGGUCCGUAUGCGAUGGGAACUGCCCCAACGGCUUAGAGUGCACAUGCUUGGCUUUGAAUCGUGGUCUUCGUAUUUGUGAGCCAGAAGGCUUCCUAUCUCCACCCAGCUAUGCGGAAGCCUACGAGCGCCAGGGGCUCACCUGUGAGCCCCGGCUGCCACUGGGCGCCAAGGCUAUGGCGCCUCCGCCCCUGGUCCCCGGUGUCGCGAUGGAUCCCAGGGAGCAACCGGCCUUGAAGAGCUGGGCACAAGAUGUGGGGAGAGGCUUCUAUUCCCAGUACCUGCUGAUCCAUCAUCCGGAGGACCAGCUGUUGGGGGUUCCAUUGCUGGCCGGUCCCGACGUGUCACCGGACUACUUCCACCGAGCCGCCCGGACGCUGCGGCAUAUCCUGCUGGACGCGCUGUCCAGCGACACCCUGAGCAGCUUGGCCCACACCGGGGUCCGCGUCUUGAUCGCCGGACCCAACGAUGGCGACGAAGACGAAAACGAUGAAAACGAUGAAAACGAUCCAUGGUUGAGACAUCCAGAGUGCAGCAAACAUUUCACCACUGGACUUGGAGGUGGCUCACCCCUCUUUCCAUCCACCGGAGUUUAUCAAGAUGAGAGCCAAGUGACUUUGGUGGAGGAACUCUUGCAUACCAUUCAGUAUUGUGCGCUGUCUCCCCGCAGCGUGUGCAUGUACCACAAGGCCUAUCAGCAUGCCAUGCGGCAUCACCUCUACACCACUGAUGGCUCCGCAGAGGAAGUGGAUGGCGAGCCAGUGCCUACCGUUCAAGCCGAUGAAUAUUUGGCCAUGGCGAUGCAUCGAUGGUUUGGCAGUGUGGAUGGGAAGAAUGAAUACAAGGUUCCGGGAAACACCGCAGAUGCCACGGGCCGGCAAGCGCUCCAGGAACAGGAUCCAAAGGCCUUCUGCAUUUUGUCCAGCAUUUUUCGUGCGGACGAUGCUUGGAACCCGGAUGAGACCUUGGAACCCUGGGCCAGCCAUGGAAAUCGGAAGAUGGAUCUGAGUGAAGUUCAACGCUUUUGCAAACCCGUCCUAGAAAAGUUGGCCAUGGGGUGUCCCAAAAGUAGCAUCUCCUGGCCCAGCACCCGGAAAAAGGAGCUGCAGUUUCUGACAGUACAGGGCACAGCCACCACCGAGCUUUUGAAGUUUCCUUGUGUGGCCGCCGCGGCGCAGGAGCGCUGCGGUGCCAGCGACCCAGGUCGCAAUGCCGCCAUCGUGGAUGAUCCAAGAGGCCUGGCUGCUCGGGCUGCCAAAGAGGCUGUGGCCAAAGAGGCUGUGGCCAAAGAGGCUGUGGAGGCAGAUGCAGUGAAUAUGGUCCGGGAAGAUGCAAAUCUCUGGUGCGCAACGACCGCAGCUAUACUGGAGGAAUUGUGGCAUGGACGUCGGUUCAAUGGUAUCGUGACCGCCUGGGAUGAGAGUCAGGGCUAUGGUCUAGUGAAGCCGGAUGGGGUUCAGGACGGAGCCCUUGACAUCAUCGUGCGUCGAAUGGUGCUGGGCGACCAGCAGAUCUGCCCCGGCUGCACCGUGCAGUUGGAGGCAGAUCUCUCCGAGGCCAAAUCGAGCUACGAAGCCACGAAGUGUGUGGUGGUUGGAGCACCCAUGAUGGCCCAGCAGGUGGUGGAUGGUCCUAUGGUGGGUCGAAGGGACAAGUACAAGCAGACGGCUGCAAUGGCUGUGCAGGCUAUGGCGGAAACUGCUGUGGAGGUUGUGGCCAAUGCGGAGGAUGUGGUUGCGGCUGCAACGCAUGUCAAGGAUGCGGUGGCUGUGGCCAAUGUGGAUGUGGUGGCAACUGUGGAUGUCAAGGAUGUGCCGGCGGAUGUCAAGGAUGUGGCGGUUGUGGAUGUCAAGGAUGUGGCGGUUGUGGAUGUCAAGGAUGUGGUGGUUGUGGAUGCCAAGGAUGUGGCGGUUGUGGAUGCCAAGGAUGUGGUGGUUGUGGAUGCCAAGGAUGUGGUUGCGGCUGCGGAGGAUGUGGCGGUGGUUGUGAUGGGGGAGGCUGCUGCGGUGGAUGUGGCUGUGGCUGCGGCGGUUGCUGCGAUGGCUGUGGCUGCGGCUGCGGUUGCCAAGGAUGUGGAGGCUGCGGUUGCCAAGGCUAUCAAGGAUGCGGUGGCUGUGGCUGUGGUGGUUGUGGAUGUCAAGGUUGCCAGGGCUGCCAAGGAUGUGGAGGCUGUGGCUGCCAAGGAUGUGGAGGCUGUGGCUGCGGCGGCUGCGGCGGCUGUGGAUGUGGAUAUGGCUGCGGCUGCAUGGGCAAUGACAUGGGUUGCGGCAUGCAAGGCAUGCAGGGCAUGCAAGGAAUGCAGCAAAUGGGCAAUGCCUGCAUGUGGCAAAGGGUCCAGUGGCUACGGCAAGGCCGGUCCACCUGGCAGGAACGAUCCCUGCGAGAACCUUUUUGUGACUGGAUUGCCGCCUGAGAUUGACGAGAGGGGCUUGAGGGAAUUGUUCACCUACUACGGAACGGUGGUAAGAUGCAAGGUCUUGCCCAACAAGGGCCAGAUGGACCGUGCGGGGUUGGUGGAGAUGAUUGACGUAGGGCAAGCGGCCUGGAUCGUGAACAACCUGAACGGGAACACGCCGGCCGGUUUGACCUCACCCAUCAAAGUGGUCUUCUCCCAGUCCCAGCGGGGCAAGGGUGCAUACCGUCAAUCGCCUUAUGACCAACCGCAGCCCGGAAACUUCUUGGCGGGCCUGGAGAUCAAACUGGCCACCCACACCAAUGAUGCUGGAAAUAAGCUUUGGGUGGGACAGAUCCCAUUGGGAACCAGCAAGGACGUGUUGUGGCACGAGUUCACCAAGUUUGGUCCUGUCCAAGACGUCUACAUAAGAGAUGAUGGCAAGGUCUACGGACGAAUGUGGGGCUUCAUCACCUUCGUGGACGCCAGUGGGGCCAAUGAAGCAUUGAGCGCCUUCCAGACUGGUGCUUUCAACUCGGGUAACCAGGUGAAGGGCCUGUGCUCCGCCGAGCGCUUGGAUGAGAUCGAUGCCUUGCUGUCCAAGUUGGUGGCGGAUCGACCACAGGUGGAGAAAGGCGAUGAGCAAAACUUGGCCCCGGAGGAUUUGUUGAACUUGCAUCUCACAUGCAAGGAGGUGCUGGAGCUUUGCCGGGAGCCGUCCGUGUUGCGUUUGGCUGCGCUCAUUUUGGGAACUGAGGACCUGAGCGUUUUCACCUCACGAAUCCUCUGCAAAGAACCCGGUACGGGCAAGGAAAUUGUGUGGCAUCAGGACUCCAACUACUGGCCGUUGACCGAUCCGGCGAACCCAAAGCCUUCGUCCCAGCUGACUUUGGAGGACGUGGCGCCUCAGGUGACCUCGCUGUGGCUGGCCGUGGAUCGGGUCAGGGAGGACAACGGCGCCAUGGAAGUGCUGACCUUCAGGGCGCAACCCGAGAGCUGCCAGAUGUUGCCACAGGAAUUUAUUGUGGAUGCUGGGGGAUCUACAGAUGGUUUUGAUAACUUCAACCUCUCCCUGGACGAGUCCAAGCUGAACGUCGGCAAGCGGCGGAGGGUCACCAUCCAGCGGGGCGAGGCGGAGUUCCAUUCGGCCUACACCAUCCAUCGCAGCGACCCCAACCGCAGCACCAUGCGACGUCUGGCGUGGAUUGUGCGCUACUGCGCCACAGGGACGCGGGUGGUGCCAGGGAUCCGAGGCUCCUUUGAUGAAGGCUACCGGCUGGUGCCGGUCAUGGGCCGAGGCGCCGUGGAACUGGAAGGAUUGCAUUCGGUGGACGACAAGGAGGAUGGCCGGGUGGUUCGCAGCAUCUAUGCUCCAUGUUUUGGAAAUGCUGUGAAGGAGUUGAAGAAGUGA